CUCUCUCAGUGAAACUCUCGGAGGACCGUUCCCCGGCAAGUCGCACCUCCCCCCCAACGUCAUCGCGACGCGUGCACCAUGAGGAUUAUAUUGCUGGUAAUCCCGGCGUGUCUAUUCGCUCUAACGGAAGCGCGGCGAACUCCGCAGCUCCGGCCCCGCGUGGCGGAACCUCAAGUAUACUACGAGGAAGAGGACAACCAGGCAGCUGAGGACGAUUUUGUGGGCGUCUAUCAGCCGCGCACUCGAGCGCUUCCUUCGCCGCGUUCGAAGGACACGCUGCACGCAUCAAAGCCGCCACCGGUGCAGACCAUUAGAAACUAUAACAAGGUCAACGACGACGGAUCCUUCACUUUCGGCUACGAGGCAGCCGACGGUUCCUUCAAGGAGGAGACUCGCGGUACCGACUGUGUCGUGCGCGGCAAAUAUGGUUACAUCGAUCCCGACGGCAACAAGAGAGAGUUUACUUACGUAUCCGGCAACCCCUGCGACCCCAACGCGCCCAAGGACGAAGAGGAAGAGCUGCCAGAGAAAGAAGAGGAAGAGCUCUCCGGGCCGGCGAAUUAUCCCGCCGUCAGACCUGUACCACGACCCAUCCCAGUGAGGCCAACAUACCAACCAGCCACCACUCGUGCACCCACCACGAUAUUUCAAACGGAGUACCAGCUCGACGACGACGCCAGUCAAGAGCUGGAGGAAGAGCUGAAGCCGCAACUGCGACCCUCAGCGUUCAGAAGACCCACGACCUUAGUACAGGUCACACCUUCUACCGCGCUCUACGAGUCCUCGCCAUCCCCUAGCCCGUCUCUCUAUAGGUUAGCUUCCACCCCGACGGCUCAAUAUCAGACCACCGCGUCGCCCGUUCUACGUACCCAACCCACCGCCUCGACCAUCUAUCAGCCGCUCGAGACGACUACACGCCGACCGGUGACCCGACACCCCAGACCCCAGUCGGUAGCGAUAACCCCACGACCCCACGUAGCCCAAGUGGCCGCGCAAUACGUCUCCCCUAGUAGCACCGAGCACCCCGGUCUCAUCUACACCCCGAGUCGCCCUGCGGCCACAGUGUCGCCCCACCUGCGCACCACGACCGCCGCUAGCACACCCCAUCUCGACUUUGCCGCCGAGCUCGAGCGUUACGUGAACACUGUCGGCGUUCCCGCUGUCCCCAGGCCCCAGGCGCAAGCCUCGCCCCAAACCUCGAGAGUUAAGCUAACCGGUCAAACGACGGUGACCGCAGCCUCCGCAGCCGCAGACCCCAUCUACCAGUCGGAGCUUGUGUACGAUCCCGCGACCGGUCAGUACAAUACCCAGCUUUAUCAGACUCUGCCCCAAACCGUGGGUGACUUUAGCCUCAGUCACAAACUCCAACCGUUCGUAGCCCAGCCCCAGUCCCUACUUGGUCUGCAGCAGCUGCAGCAGCUUCAGCAGCAACGUCAAGGCCCAGUCUACAAGCAGGCUCAGUCGGCGCCCGCCCCUACCGUGACCCAGCCGCAGGAGGUGCUCUAUAGGAAGCAGCAGGCGCAGCUACUGCAGCAAUCCCAGCAGCUUUACGCGCAGCAGCAACGCCGCCAACAACAGCAACAGCCGCAGCAACCUCAUAGGCUUCAGCUGCUGGAAUCGCAGAGGGAACCCCAGGCGUUCUAUUACGUCGCGCCCUUGAAGGCCUCCGCCGCCGGCAGCACGUCCCUCUCAGUAGGUCAGAUCGAUCAGUUUCUCCGAGGUAGCAACGCCAAUUACUGAUACGGCCUCUAAAUCGCGGCGUUAAAACAUUUCCCGGUCUCUCGAAUCGUCCCUCGGUAUUUAUCAUUCGGUAUUGUCUCGAGCGUCUCGCGAGCCAAGCCGCCGUGGAUCUCGCGCUGAUAAACCGUGACGACGGCCCGCGCGCGUGAAAGAUGUGUUACGCGUAUAUAUAUAUAUAAAAGGAUAUAUAUAUAUAUAUAUUAUAUAUUAAAUAUCUAUACAUAUAUAUCGCGCGCGUGUAUGACGGCAAGCUGAAGCUUGGAUAUAUAAAGUAUAGGGUGAAUGGCACACACGGGCGCGCUUCGAUGCAUGCGUUGGAAUGUGCGUGUGCAUUAAAUUUGAUAUACUCCGAUUCUCGGGAAAGGCGCGAACGUAAUUACAGUGAAAAAUGUUGCAAUAGAGGCCGCGGAUUUACCGUUACUGUCGAUCGUAAGAGAUGCCGACCUUCCGAGCGGCUUACUCGAGGAGAUUUAUUGUUACAAACGGUCUUCGCGGUUUCUCCGAGCUUGUGUAACUUUCGUUUUUCAGAAACAUGACGGGUGAGGGUUCGACACUGCCUUGUUUCCAAUAGCGCUUUCGUGCUUCCGUAGUUGUACGAUAGUAUAAACAUCCGUCUUUUCUUAUCACACGUGCCUAGAAGCGUUCCUACGUCCGCUCAUCCGCUCUUCUCGGUCAAGGUGCAAACGAUAAUAUUAGCCGUCCAAUCGGGAAACCGUCCACUCUUGUCGAAGGUGAAAGCGAUUAACGCAUGUGAUAUCGGAAGGAGCCGCGCGCGCACGAUUAGGUGAACGGUAACAGCCGCGAGAAUGGCGAAUGAUGCAAAGAGCCGAUGGCACAAGACGUGAUAUGUAACAAAAUUGACCUUCAUUUUACGUUGUCAUAUUUUUCUCUCUUUUCUGCCUUCACCUCAUCAUUUUUUUCCUUUACUUUUCGCACAAAUAUCUUGGACGAUCUCGCACGUUUCGUUUUGAGCAUAAAGGUCAAAUUAAUCCAAAGGAGUUUUGACUUUCGAUAACUGACGACUUUCAUCGAAAUAACGCAUUUUACGUGGGAAAUAGUGCGACCACGUUGAUCGCGAGUUAACGCCGAGCCGGGAUCUUUCUCAUUUCUCAGGCCGAUCCCGAGAGCAUUUCUUUUCAGUCCGGUAUCAUGUAUGUUUAUGAGGCACGUUAGAGAGUGAAAGCCAACGACCUGACGUAAUACUCACGCACGCAUGUACGAUGUAUUAUCCGUGGCAAUUUCUCGCAGGCCUCCCUAACGCCGUACUAUCAUAGGUAUUCAUGGAGAUUCCGCGACACGAGCGGAACACUCGUCGCGCGAACCUUUUAAGCACGACUCUAAGCCACGUAAUAACGUUCGAGCGACUCGAUUACAAAACGUCAAUUCGACGUGGGAUCGAGUCGCAUGAGAGGCGAGUGAAACGCGAUCAGAUGCCAGGCGGAUAAUUAGUCGAAUCAAAUCUGCGCGCGAUGUUUCGAGUUGUGCACUUUCCACCGGACGUACAGAGCUCGAGGCGUCGUAUGUCGCGCUGCUGUAUCGUAAAACCUGUCGAACGCAUCACGAUGAAAUCUUACCUGACCCUGUGAACUUGAGAGUCUCGCCUCUGCGACUUUGCGCAAUAACAUGAUGUAACUGAUCACGUGUCAAGUAUACAAACAUAUUGCAUAUUGCCAGGAGUUCUUAUACACUUUCUUUAAAUUAAAGAUCGCAAUAUUCAAUAUUAAAUCUGUUGGAUUUGAUUCGUAAUUACAUGACGACAUUAAAUCUCUGUCCCAAUAUCGUGUCCCAUGAUGUCGUGAUGGAAGCAAGCCGAGACGACUGAGGAUAUCACGGUGCUCCUGAUAUUCCCGAGUGUGUCGUCGCGUGUUAAAGUUUGCAUGUUUGUAGUUUCUCGCUCUCAACUCUUCUCGAGUCUCGUGCCGCGGACGCGUGGCUGACACGUUUGAACUCGGCAAUAAUUCUAAUAUCCGAUCCGUCAGUCCGACACGUCGGUAGGAAGUGCGCUCGGCCUUUUGCAACGCGCGGAAUUUUGCAAGCGUGCCACGAGCGGGGUUCACCGCGAGCCGACCGCCAGGGAGAAACCGCAAUAUGCUCUUAUUGGUGUGGUCUGGUUCGUAGGGACAACAUUCUAUUCGCGCCGGAGCCGCCGUGGACUUUCUAUUUGCAUUCUCUGUCACAAGUGUGAGAAUCGAUCCGAGUCUAAUGCGCCCGGCGACUCGACUUCAGCUCGCGGAAAUACGUAUCAAAUGUCGGGAAACGCCGGCACGGCGUAGUGUAGCGAUGAAAUCGCUCUUAGCACGACGUCACAAUCGUAAAUUACCGUUAACCCAACUGUCUCACUCGACCCGUCACGUCACAUUUCAGCUGCGAAUCUAAUGAACUCGGAAUCGAUCCUUCCUCGACGGAAGCACAACGGAAGAUGAUUGCUUUGUUACAAUAACUCUGAGAAAAAGAAAUACUUGAAAAUUGAUUUGUGGGAUACAAAGCUUGUUUGUGCGAAUUAUAAAGUAUGUGUUUCUGUGAAAUAAAUCUUUAUCUCACAAAUGCAUUUUCAAGUAUUUAUUUUCUUAAUGUACAGAGUUUGAAGUUCAUUCACGGAAAUGAACUUACAUAUCCCGUAAAUAAAUGUCCAAGAAUUUUCCUCCAAUACAGUCAGGCACAUUGACACACUCAAUCUUCGAAUUCGACAUCCGACGAGGCAAAACGCGUUCAGGUAAACUCGGCCGAAAUUAAUCCAGAGAUUUAAUUACCCAUACUUUUUAAUCUUUCAGAUCUUUUUUAACUUACAAGUUGCUUAGCUUCGAAGUAACUUCAUGUUUCGCGCUCCCAUCGUUUUACGACUCCCGUUCCCACAAAAUAUAAUCUGUACAGUGUCUACAGAUUUUCGGACAGUUUCUCCGUCGCAGUCGACGAUUUCGUGGCUUGAUCACGACCGUAUCGUUGCUAUGACAGGCACAAAGCGCGGCGGUUGUCUACUCAUACUGUAAAUACUACCCCUUGUUAGCGUUAACGCGUAGCGGCCACUUAGCGACUUGUACGCACAAUAAUUGCGCAUAAAUCUUCGUGAGGAAGAGUCUUACGUUAAAGUUGUUUUCUUCUUUUGUAUUAUUUGUAAACAUAAUGGAGAAAGAAAAACAUCUCACUGCGAAAAUCUGCUCUGCGCCGUCACUUCAUUUUCCCAAUCUCCCCAGCAUCGUUUACUUUCGCUCGUCUCGCACGGACAGAGAUCGGAGAAUAGGCGUAUCGAACGCUCAUUUAAUAAAAUCGCGACGCCACAGUGGAUACAUUCGCAAGACGAAUGAUUGAUAUCCCGUUCCCGCGCUCAUCCGCGAAUGCGCAUCGGCGGAACAAGAUAAAGGCAUGCAUAAUAAACGUAGAAUUCAUUAUUCACGUUGUAACGGAUCUCGCGCCGCGACGGAGUGCCGCUCUCAAUGUCUCAGCGAAGAAAGCGAGGAUACGCCUAUUUACGGUCUCACCGUUAAAUUACAUUAUUUCAAUGUAAUAUGCCGAGCUGAGAAUAAAUUAUUGCGCUCGCUCGGAAUACUCCUCCGCUGGUAUGUAAGCGAGAGGUUUGUAAGUAAAUUCUCUUAUGUAUAACUCUCUUAUCUUAUGAUGAAUAGUUUAAUGAAAUAAAUACAAAUAAUUGCGUG
Molecule: messenger RNA, 5390 nt
Organism: Odontomachus brunneus
Lineage: Eukaryota; Metazoa; Arthropoda; Insecta; Hymenoptera; Formicidae
Product: negative elongation factor A-like
Exons: 2
Coding region: 79-1740 (553 amino acids)
Cellular component (GO): chitin-based extracellular matrix
Molecular function (GO): structural constituent of chitin-based larval cuticle
Source: RefSeq, a predicted model, not a curated record